GCAUUUUAAUGUGCAAAGAUGAAUAUUCUUUUUAGCUAAUCUUUGUAUUUUGUUAAUAGGACUAAAUUUUUUUAAUUACAAACUUGAGAUUAAUAUAUAGGAAAAAAAUAAUACGAAGUUUCGUGAAAAAUUGUUUUAGAUCGAGGCUCCAUAUAAUUUUUGUGGUGGAACAUUUUUAGCCACUUAUUUAAAUUGAGUUGUCCAAAAUAAUAAAACAAAUAAUACAAGUGCAAAAUUUGGAGCCUCAUAAGUCAUAUACAUUAUACUAAUGGCCUUACAGCACCAUGGCUUCGAAUUUCAGCUGUGUCUUUGUGCAACCAAAACAUCUAUGCUUUCUCAUUCCUCCUACACACAAACUUUAUUAUCAUUCUUCCUUAAGAAGAGCUGCUCUUUCUGAACAAGGGGAUGGAAGAGUCACUAAAGAUGAGGAGCUUCCCACUUAUUCUGGGUCACUAUCUUCUACUCGAACGCAGCUAGAUCUCUUGGAACAGCUUACGUCCAGCAGCUCAGCAGUUAAUGGUUAUGAAAGCGAUGGUAGCUCUGUUAAACCUACAAUUCGUACUCAGCUUGCUAACUUGGUUGGGGAUCGAGAUGAUGACUUCAGCAUUCCCUUGGGUAAGAAUCUGAAGAAGGUUAGCGCCAAGUUCUUAACUACUUCACAGAAGAGAAACAUCAAAAGACAAUCCUACAUGAACGAAGUAUCUCAGAGGAAUGACUCUACUUUCUUUGCUACAAUUGGAGCAUUUGUCAUCCUUCCACCCGUUGUCAUUUUAGGGAUUGCUAUAGCAACAGGUUAUGUGCAGUUAUUUCCAUGACUUGUAUAAGUCCUUUGUAUAAAGAUUCACUGUUUCUUUUACUAAAAUAUAGUGAAACUUUGUAAGUUUGGACUUAUAGUCCUUGUAACUAUCGAGAUAAAUGAUCUUUUGGAGUUCUA
Capsicum annuum is the source of this 934-nucleotide messenger RNA. RefSeq lists its product as uncharacterized. The transcript is spliced from 3 exons. The coding region runs from base 285 to 815 and encodes 176 amino acids. Gene Ontology annotation, cellular component: chloroplast. The record is from RefSeq and is a predicted model, not a curated record. NCBI's taxonomy places the organism in Eukaryota, Viridiplantae, Streptophyta, Magnoliopsida, Solanales, Solanaceae.